UAUCAGCUCGUAGAUACUUCACGAUUAUAGGAGUGUACCUCACGCGUCUUUCAUCAACAGCCGAGCACGGUAAUUAAAAAUUACAUUCCUUUGAGAACAACGAAAAAACCAUAGGAGCAGAUCUCCCAAAUACUAUGCCCCCCUUCUGCGUGAUAGUACGAAACCCCUGCGUCAACAACUUUAAAAUUCUCCCGAAAAGCCGAAGGUUGUGAUGGAAAAUCUCAAAAAUCGUGAAAGCCGUACGAUGACAAUAGUCGAUCCUCGUAAUUGAUUGCAACGAAGAAACAAAGAAUACAUCAAUAACUGAAUGGAAAACCCUGAGCUGUGGUAAACACCUGUAUAGAAAAAUUCACCAAACCACGUGAGAAAAGUGAAUAAAAAAGUCAUGCAAGUUUAUUCGUGAUGGGACUACCUGCCCGAGGAGUAUUAGCCGGAUUCGUGGCAAUAGCCGCGUUCGCCGUUUACACAAAUAGCCUAGGUUGUGGUUUCGUGUUCGAUGAUAUAUCAGCCAUCAAGGAUAAUCGUGAUUUGCGACCCCAUACACCAUUGAGAAAUGUAUUCUAUAAUGAUUUUUGGGGUACACCGAUGUACAAGGAACAAUCACACAAGUCGUAUAGACCAAUCUGCGUUCUCACAUUCCGAUGGAAUUACAUGAUUCAUCAGUUGGAUCCAAUGGGAUACCAUCUUCUGAACGUGGUUUUGCAUGUUGGAGUUUGCAUUUUGUACUUCAGAACAUGCCUGAUGUUCCUGUCGGAUCUGGCGAGUUUUGUGGCUGCUCUGUUGUUCGCGGUGCAUCCCAUUCAUACCGAAGCUUGCUGGUACUAUGGACAUCUUGCCACAAAGUGCACGAGUACAAUCGACCGGUCUAAGCUCUGCGUCAAAUGCUCAGCGACCGGCCACAAGGCCUCAGACUGCACGGAGCAGCCCCGAUGCGCUUUGUGCAUCGAGAAAGGCAACACGGAGAAUUAUGCCCACAUUGCUGGUAGCAGUAAAUGCCCAGUGUAUAAGGAGGCACUCCAGAAGGUCCUCAAUAAACGACGAUGA
Diachasma alloeum is the source of this 1044-nucleotide messenger RNA. RefSeq names its product protein O-mannosyl-transferase TMTC3. The record is from RefSeq and is a predicted model, not a curated record. Gene Ontology annotation, cellular component: endoplasmic reticulum. Gene Ontology annotation, molecular function: nucleic acid binding; mannosyltransferase activity; zinc ion binding. Lineage: Eukaryota; Metazoa; Arthropoda; Insecta; Hymenoptera; Braconidae. The transcript has 4 exons. Gene Ontology annotation, biological process: protein O-linked glycosylation via mannose. Bases 403 to 1044 code for a protein of 213 amino acids.